UUGGGCGGGGCCUGGGCCGGGCAGCUCCAAAGGCCGCGAUUUCACAUCGGAAACAAAACAGCGGCUGCUCGGGAAGGAACCUCAGCUGCUAGAGGCCGGUGGUGGCGGCGAGGAAAGGACCUAAUCCAGGAGCCUGCAAGUGACAGCAGCCUGCGAGGUCCUUAGAAAGCUUGGCCUGGAGGAUAACACAUGAAAGAAAGAACCCCAAGAGGCUCUGUUUUCUGUGAAAAAGUAUUUCUAUACAGUUGCUCCAAUGACAGAGUUACCUGCACCCUUGUCCUACUUCCAGAAUGCACAGAUGUCGGAGGACAACCACCUGAGCAAUACUGUACGUAGCCAGAAUGACAGUAGAGAGCGGCAUGAGCACGGCAGCGAGAGGCGGAGGCAUGGCAACUCUGAGUCGUUAUCCAAUGGCGGAGCCCCCGGUAACUCGCAGCAGCAGGUGGUGGAACAAGAGGAAGAGGAAGAUGAGGAGCUGACGUUGAAAUAUGGCGCCAAACAUGUGAUCAUGCUCUUUGUCCCCGUGACUCUCUGUAUGGUGGUGGUCGUGGCCACCAUCAAAUCAGUCAGCUUUUAUACCCGGAAGGAUGGGCAGCUAAUCUAUACGCCAUUCACAGAAGACACCGAGACUGUGGGGCAGAGAGCCCUGCACUCAAUUCUGAAUGCUGCUAUCAUGAUCAGCGUCAUUGUCAUCAUGACUAUUCUCCUGGUGGUUCUAUAUAAAUACAGGUGCUAUAAGGUCAUCCAUGCCUGGCUUAUUAUUUCAUCCCUAUUGUUGCUGUUCUUUUUCUCAUUCAUUUACUUGGGGGAAGUGUUUAAAACCUAUAAUGUUGCCAUGGACUACAUUACAGUUGCACUCCUGAUCUGGAAUUUUGGUGUGGUGGGAAUGAUUGCCAUUCACUGGAAAGGUCCACUGAGACUCCAGCAGGCAUAUCUCAUUAUGAUCAGUGCCCUCAUGGCCCUGGUAUUUAUCAAGUACCUCCCAGAAUGGACCGCGUGGCUCAUCUUGGCUGUGAUUUCAGUAUAUGAUUUAGUGGCUGUUUUGUGUCCAAAAGGCCCACUUCGUAUGCUGGUUGAAACAGCUCAGGAAAGAAAUGAAACUCUCUUUCCGGCUCUUAUUUACUCUUCAACAAUGGUAUGGUUGGUGAAUAUGGCAGAAGGAGACCCAGAAGCCCAAAGGAAGGUAUCCAAAAACUCCAAUUAUAAUGCACAAAGCACAGAAAGUGAGUCACAAGACCCUGUGACAGAGAGUGAUGAUGGUGGCUUCAGCGAAGAGUGGGAAGCCCAGAGGGACAGUCGCCUGGGGCCUCAUCACUCUACGGCUGAGUCGCGAUCUGCUGUACAGGAUCUUUCCAGCAGCAUCCUGGCCAGUGAGGACCCAGAGGAAAGGGGAGUAAAACUUGGAUUAGGAGAUUUCAUUUUCUACAGUGUUCUGGUUGGUAAAGCUUCCGCAACAGCCAGUGGAGACUGGAACACAACCAUAGCCUGUUUUGUAGCCAUAUUAAUUGGUUUGUGCCUUACAUUAUUGCUCCUUGCCAUUUUCAAGAAAGCAUUGCCAGCUCUUCCAAUCUCUAUCACCUUUGGGCUUGUUUUCUACUUUGCCACAGAUUAUCUUGUGCAACCCUUUAUGGACCAAUUAGCAUUCCAUCAGUUUUAUAUCUAGCAUAUUUGCAGUUAAAAUCUCAUGGAUUUUUCUCCUUUGACUAUAAUAAAAUCUGGGGAGGACAAAGGUGAUUUUCCUGUGUCCACAUCUAACAAAGUCAAGAUUCCCAGCUGGACUUUUUGCAGCUUCCUUCCAAGUCUUCCUGACCACCUGCACUAUUGGGCGUUGGAAGGAGGUGUCUACAGAAAAUGGUUUUGAACAUGUCAUUGUGGUGGACUGAGUCCCUCAGUGCAGAAACUGCCAGAUUUGAGGGACAAGAACAAGGCAAAGUGAUGGGCCAGAAAGUUGCUGUGGUCCCACCAGCCGGUUGACCUUUGGUCACAGGUGGAUUUUACCAACGCUGCAGACUCUCAGGACUACCAUUACCAAGAGGUUAAAUGAAAUGGUUUAAACCAAACAGGACUCUUCCUCUUAAACUACAUGUUGAAAGUCAACCUAAUAAAUCUGUAUUGAAUUCUGAA
Messenger RNA from Balaenoptera ricei (Rice's whale), 2124 nucleotides. It is a transcript of the gene PSEN1, whose product is annotated as presenilin 1. The transcript is spliced from 12 exons. Lineage: Eukaryota; Metazoa; Chordata; Mammalia; Artiodactyla; Balaenopteridae. The coding region runs from base 254 to 1663 and encodes 469 amino acids. Gene Ontology annotation, biological process: membrane protein ectodomain proteolysis; amyloid precursor protein catabolic process; negative regulation of apoptotic process. Gene Ontology annotation, molecular function: aspartic endopeptidase activity, intramembrane cleaving; cadherin binding; beta-catenin binding. The record is from RefSeq and is a predicted model, not a curated record. Gene Ontology annotation, cellular component: Z disc; nucleus; apical plasma membrane.